Sphaeramia orbicularis (orbiculate cardinalfish) is the source of this 903-nucleotide messenger RNA. RefSeq names its product proline-rich protein 2-like. The transcript has 3 exons. The record is from RefSeq and is a predicted model, not a curated record. The coding region runs from base 1 to 903 and encodes 300 amino acids. NCBI's taxonomy places the organism in Eukaryota, Metazoa, Chordata, Actinopteri, Kurtiformes, Apogonidae.
AUGGCUAAGCUGUCCAGCGCAGAGCCGCAUCCCAAGACCAAUUCGGUCUUUCCUACGGUGCCUGCGCUCCAGCAAGAAGUACCAACAGUAUCUCCGAAGCAGAGCGGCGGACCCCCGCCUUCUGCCUCUGGCUGUCCAGAGGACCCCGGCGGACCCCCCCUUUUCGCCCCCAGCUUCCCAGAGGACCCCGGCGGCUCCCCGCCCCCUGCCUGCGGCUGUCCGGAGGACCCCAACGGACCCCCGCCUUCUGCCUCCGGCUUACCGGAGGACCCCGGCGGCCCCCCGCCCCACACCUCCGGCUGCCCCGAGGACCCCGGCGGCCCCCCGUCCCACACCUCCGGCUGUCCCGAGGACCCCGGCGGACCCACGCCUUCCGCUUCCGGCUGUCCCGAGGACCCCGGUGGACCCCCGCCUUCCGCCUCCAGCUUUCCGGAGGACCCCGGCGGCCCCCCGCCCCCCUCCUUCGGCUUUCCGGAGGACCCCAGCAGACCCCUGCCUUCCGCCUCCGGCUUUUCGGAGGACCCCGGCAGCCCCCCACCUCCCUCCUCCGGCUGUCCCGAGGAAACCGGCAGCCCCCCGCCCCACUCCUCCGGCUGUCCCGAGGACCCCGCGGCCCCGCGCCUUCCGCCUCUGGCUGUCCCAAGGACCCCGGCGGCCCCCCGCCUUCCGCCUUUGGCGGUCCGGAGGACCUCGGCAGACCCCCUCCUUCCGCCUCUGGCUGUGCCAAGGACACUGGCGGCCCCCCGCCUUCGGCCUGUGGCUAACCCGAGGACCCCAGCGGCCCCCCACCUUCCGCCUCUUGCUGUCCCAAGGACCCCGGUGGCCCCCUCCCCUUUUCCUCCGGCUGUCCGGAAGACCGCGGCAGCCCCCCGCCUUCCGCCUCCCACUGUCUGGAGGCCCUGA